ACCGGAGGUCGUCGCAUGCCGGUCAGUGAGAUCAUUUGCGAUAAAAGUGAACAAAGCAUCCACAAUAAAGAACAACGACUUGAUCGCUGGGCAGAGUACUUUAGUGAACAGUUCAAUUGGCCUAGUGCUAAUGUGGUCAUUCCGGCAAUUGCGGCGGAAAUCCCAUGUGAGCCCCCAUCAGAAUUGGAAGUGGACAGUGAUUUCCUUGUUGACUCGAUUAUUAACUUACUUCGCAGCAUUUCAUCGGAGGAGCGUAUCCCUUUGUCCUGGGGUGAAUCGUUGAUCGUCCCGAUCUUCAAGAGUCUCUCGGGCUCCGAAAUGGCCAUUCGUCCCGAACUCCUAGAAAUUCACCCAAACGACCAAGCACCUCAAAUAGCUUCUGCUGAGGAAGUUCUACCCGCUGCCUUCUCGUGGUGGAGGUGUUAA
Messenger RNA from Echinostoma caproni, 426 nucleotides. Lineage: Eukaryota; Metazoa; Platyhelminthes; Trematoda; Plagiorchiida; Echinostomatidae. The record is from the annotation of a GenBank genome assembly.